Molecule: messenger RNA, 3703 nt
Organism: Scatophagus argus
Lineage: Eukaryota; Metazoa; Chordata; Actinopteri; Scatophagidae
Product: calcium-activated potassium channel subunit beta-4-like
Exons: 4
Coding region: 318-1106 (262 amino acids)
Biological process (GO): potassium ion transport; detection of calcium ion
Cellular component (GO): membrane; voltage-gated potassium channel complex
Molecular function (GO): potassium channel regulator activity; calcium-activated potassium channel activity
Source: RefSeq, a predicted model, not a curated record
UACUUUAACUCGAGUACACGAGCUGAGUACUUGUGUCAACAGGGGAAGAGCGGAGUGAGAGAUGAGCGACGACAGGAGGGAGGACGGGAGGAGUAUAAAAUGGAGAGAUAGAAGAGGAGGGAGGUGAAGCAGAUUCAGAGACAGAAAGCGGCUGCUGCUUCAGCCCAACAGUUUCUCAGCGGCAGGCGAACAGCGUCGCCUCCUCCAUCCAUCCAUCCAUCCAUCCUUCCAUCCUCCUCCUCCUCCUCCUCCUUCUCUCCUCCUCCUCUUCCUCCGGUCCUCCUCUCCAUGCCGGCGGGAGUCUCCGCGAAGCUGCCAUGGCGAAGAUGCGGGUGUCGUACGAGUACUCCGAGGCCGAGGACAAGAGCAUCCGGCUGGGUCUGUUCCUGAUCGCCUGCGGGAUCCUCAGCCUCUUCAUCCUGGGCUUCUGCUGGCUCAGCCCGACGCUGCAGAGCCUCCAGAGCAAGCCGGCCAACUGCACGGUGGUGUCAGUGUUGCGUCCAGAGGAGAUGUUCGAGUGCGUGUUCACGUGCGGUGCGGACUGUAAGGGGACGUCUUUGUAUCCCUGCCUGCAGAUCUUCGUGAACAACUCAGAGUCGAACUCUGUGGCUCUGCUGCACUUCGAUGAGCAGCAGCUCGUCCUCAACCCAAAGUGUUCCUACGUCCCUCCCUGUGAGAGGGACAACCAGAAAAACAGAGACAGCGUUUUGUGGUGGGAAGAUUACUUCACCAAAGAGGUCAGCAGUCAGUCCUUCACCUGCUUCUUCAACCAGCAGAGGAGGCCAGACGACGUGUUGUGGCGCCGUUCCCACGACACCAGCGUCCUGCUGCACUGUGUCCUCUGGCCAAUGGUGUCGCUCCUGCUGGGCACGCUCAUCGUGCUCCUGACGGUGUGUGCGCGCUCCCUGGCUGUUCGAGCUGAGGCUCUGCAGAAGAGGAAGUGCUCCUAUGAAGUGUGCCAAGACCUUUCUGCCACGCCCUCAAACCGCCGUGGACACAAGCCCGAAGACCCCCUGUCGACGAACUCUGACCCCGAGCUGUCGUCACCGACAAGGACCCUGCCGCUGUUUGCGGUGCCGGUGCGACGCCGCGAUCGCGAACAUUAGGAUGAACCGGAGACUGUUUGGCCGCCUGGUGAAAUUCACUGGGAUUGCUAACGAGCUGGUGGGCGAAGUCGACCACAUGGCUGAGGACGCCUCCAACAGCCCACUGCGGUCUGGUGUGGUGUGUAUGAUCAGAAAAACCAGGAGGGACUAGGAAAAGAGGACGAGGGGAAAUCCACCCUGUUGCCUAUAGAUUUCAGCAGAAACAUCAGCAUCUUUGAUUGAAACCCGACCAGCUGGAUCAGCGGCGUCGAGCUGAAUCUCCUCACUACGAGUCAUUAUGAAGAGUUAGUCUAAUGACUACAGUGCUGUGAUAGAGUCAAACCUGAGGAUUCACACAUGGAACCCAACUGCUCUGAACUGCGGUCCAACUGUAGCUCUACUGUUAAUGUAGUUUUCCCUUUGAGUCCCAGUAGCCAUAGCUGUUGAUAGCCGAGCCAAAGUCCUCUUCAGCAUCUCUUCAGGCUAGCUGCUGUUUCUCGAGCUUCUGUGACUUUCGCUGAGGGUUUCUGUUGGUUUACUCUACAUAUUCGGGGAUAAAUAAGUGUAUACCAGCAGUCAGACAGAACUAUUUGAACCCUGUGACAAAGUCAGUGAUUCCUUAGCAUCCAAAAAUCUACAGAUUUUAUGAUUUUAUCUUUUUGAUGCACUAACACUUUCUUCUCUUCUUUCCUUCCACCCUCUCAGUCCUCCUGUUGUUACAGUCUCGUAUUUCUGGAAUUGUUUUGGGGACUUUUUAUUGUUUUUCCUGCUUUUCUUUUGUGUGGCCCUGUGCCGUCACCAUGACUCUCGAUUACAGCCAAACCGGUGGUGGCCCCUCAACUGGCCCCCUUUUGACCAGCUGCUAACCAGCAAAGGUCUUUGGUUCCAUAUCACUCACAGUGUCUGUUCAGUUCUGCUAAAAAGAACACUUUUAAGUUAUAUAAAAAUGGCCGUCCUUCCACAGAUAAAAAGAGUUGACUAAAUUUGUGUUGGAUUUGUAGUGACUAGUGGCAAAAGUACAAAUUUAUAUCUCAGUGAGUUCUGCGGUAAGUGAAAACAAUAGUUCCUUUGCCUCCAAUCAGUUGAUUAAAUUAAUAAGCUAUUAUUUUUCAGCUUUCCCAAGUAUCUUUAAUGUAUUCUUUUCAUUAUCAUCCUGAUCAACAACUAUCACUGAGUAAAUGUACGUUCGUCAUGUGAAAAACAAAGUUAACAAGCUGCUGGAGUAAGUGGGGAUACAUUUAUAGAUCAAUCUGAUUGGAGGUAAACCUAAAUAAUUAAACUUUAUCAUUUAUUUAUGUAUUCAAAUGUGCUGUUGACUCAUCAUUAGCCGCUCCUGGUGUUUCUGGGACUCUGAACCGCCGCCUGGUUAGUGAAAUGAGAGCCCUUUGAACCAUGAAGGUGUUUGCAGGAAGCAGGAACAAACCACAAGCUGUGAUGCUGGAGGUUAGACUGGGAGCACAGCAGACACAACCAGUUACAUUACUGUGAACAGACCAGGUAGGCUCCACUAGCUCCACGGCUAACUGAGCUAACGGUAGCCAUAGCAACAGCCAAACACGACCACAGUAGACUUUUGGGGCUGCCUGCUCAUUCUGGCCAUAUUUUACAAGUUGCUCCUGUGAGCCAGUAUUAUUAAGACAAUCAUUCACCUUUAACUGAUGUGUGACACGCUCAGGUCAACUCAUGUCCUUGUACACAAAUCUACUACCAGUAUGUGAUAAACUGUUAAUGUGUUGUUAUCAGGUCACUUUAACUGCCAGACAAACAACCAACCAAAGUUCUGCUCCUGCCAGAACGUCAAACAACAUCAGUGAUUGUUUUGGUGAUUAGUCAUGCUGCAAGACCUCAAACUGCUCAUCCAACGACUACCAGUCUAGCAGAAAUAAGUCUUAGUCUGUGCAGUGUUUUCCUGCUAGCCAACAAGCCUCUAAACAGCUGAAGCUUCAUCAAGUCUUUGAAGCUAAUUAAGAGCAUAAUGAAAGGAUGUCGUAGCAGAGUUGUAUCCUCAUGGCUGAAUGUUAAACAGACGUGUUGUUGCUCAGUAAACACGGGGGAAGGGGACAUUAAACAACACAUGGCCGAUGCCCUGAGGCUUUUCCAGUGCUGCCUUCAGCGGUAAUGAGGACAAAAUCUAGACCAUGUGAGCAAAGCAGGAUGCUUUCGACCCCGUUUACACUGAGUCUCUUCAUGUGUCCUGGCCGAUUUGGAGAGCCACUGAUCUGAAAGCAAUAAGGCUGGAAAAUUUUGUCUUUUCUUUAUUUCACUUCUGUCCAGUGGUGAGAUUUACAGCUGAAAUUAGAGGAUCCAUUUUGGGGUGGAGGAGCUGUUACUCACAUUCUGUCUGUGACUUCAUAGUUUCCACAGACAGGUAUCUGCUCCACACAGGCUGUUUACCUGCAUGCAACCAACACCUGCUCAAACCUAACAGGACCCCGACGUCUCCGCAUCCACAAGAUCUUUGUCAGACGAAAGCCAAGACUGCUGACCAGACCGUGAACAAUGACUGGAAGUCUUGGCCUGGAUGUUUGUGGUCCAGGCAUCUGCUAGCUGUUCCAAAAGCCCCAAAACAUUGGCCAUCACCCCCAGAGGCUGAAUCAGGCUAAUGUUCAACUCUGCGG